Messenger RNA from Anoplophora glabripennis (Asian longhorned beetle), 2937 nucleotides. Its product is annotated as NEDD4-binding protein 2-like. Lineage: Eukaryota; Metazoa; Arthropoda; Insecta; Coleoptera; Cerambycidae. Gene Ontology annotation, molecular function: ubiquitin binding. The record is from RefSeq and is a predicted model, not a curated record.
GACAACAAACGAUAUUAGCAUAAACAGCAUAAUGAUUAUCAAUUGUUGACAGAUUGGAUGAUUAUUUUAUCAUAAAAAAAAACAUCUAUUAUUGGCUAUAAAACAAUCGACUAGGUGUUCAGUUUGAUUUGGUUUUUAUUUUAACAUAAGGGAAAGACAAAGGAUAGAUUAUGUAAGUAUAUGUUGACCUUUAUCUUUCCAGGGUGUAAAAUGGCAACUUGUGCCGUUGAAAGUCGUGGAGAAGAAAAUGUAGUUCAACAACUGAAUGAACUGUUUGGCAAUGUAUUAAAUAUCGAUAUAAUAAAAACAGUAGCUGUAUCAUGUCAUUACGAUGUAACGGAAUCAUCAAAUAAAUUAUUGGAAAUUUCAAGUUUAUCUGAUAGAAGUUCAGUUAUAAAAACAGGAAGAAAACCUAUGGCAGGAAUUAAUGGAAAUAAAUCUAAACAUCCACAAGUACCUUCUAACAAUUCAUUAAAUGCUCCGACACAAAAAAAAUCAAAAAAGAUGUUAGAUUUUGAGAGGACGGUGAAACAUAUUGAGAAAGGAUACAAAGUAUUGGUUAUAGUACGUGGAGUUCCUGGAUGUGGAAAAUCUUAUUUAGCUAAACGCAUUCUUGAAUCUACCAUUGGUUUAGACAACAAUUAUUAUUUGCAUAUAUUAAGUGCUGACGAUUUCUUUUUUCAAAGUGGUGUUUACAGAUACGAUUCAAGUAAAAUUUCAGAAGCGCAUGGCUGGAAUCAUAAUAGAGCUUUUCAAGCACUAAGUAGAGGUUUUAGUCCUGUCAUUAUCGACAACACUAAUACACAAAUGUGGGAAAUGAAACCAUAUGCCAUGAUGGCAACAGAUUAUGGUUAUAUCAUUGAGAUUUUAGAACCAGAUACUCAUUGGUGUUCGAAUGACAAAGAAUUGGCAAAGCGCAACACACAUGGUGUACCAAAAUCUAAAAUAAGAGACAUGUUGGAUCGUUAUGAGAAAAACAUUACUUCACAAAAACUUUUAAGUGCUUACAACUUAAAUUACAGAUUGCAGAAACCUCCACAAAUCAGAUUAUAUCCUCCAUUUCUCACGAACAAUUCUGUUUCUGAUUAUUGUUUAUAUAACAAUGAAAUUGUAAAUUCUUGCAACACUAAUGCAAGCAACAUUAUGAAAUCACGAAGUGUCGCCGCUCUUAACCCUCAAUCUGCUGAAUUUAAAGUACAUUCUAAAGAAACAAUUAAUUUAAUGGAUUUUAAUGAUGAUGGAUAUACAAAUGUAAAAUCACAAUCUGUAACAAAAAUAAAUAAUAAUGAAAUAAGUGUAAACUAUUCAGAACAAAAUCUCCUUGAUAAAAUUUUAAUGUGCAGUAAUGAUAUCCAAGAAAAUGUUUUGCAGCCAUCACAGGGAACGAUUCUUGAAACUAUUACUAUUGACAGCAGUGAUGAUGAAAAUCAAAAACCUGCAAACAAAUUAUUCCUUGAUUUAGAAACUGCUUGGGGUAUUAAUGAAAAUGCUUUAAGAUCUUGGGACAUUGUAACACCUUUAAAAGAUGAAGGUGGUACAAAAUUACCACACCAAUCUACAGUAGUACAUAAAGAGAGGAAAGAGACAAGUGAUUUCAGCUGUAACACGGAAGAAGAAUACUUCCAAUUAUUGAGAAGUAAACAACUUAAAACUGACAGUAAAGACUAUAUACUUUUGGAAACUGUAAAUAGAGACAUUAAUCAUUCAACCCCAACUAGAACUUCCGCUGUUUUAAAAGUGCCUAUGCUUGAUAAAAGCUGUUUAACGGAAGACAUUUUUGAAGACUAUGACAAUCACAUGUCUCAAUUGGUAAGCUUAUUCCCAACAGUGUCACAAGAUCAUUUGAAGUAUUGGUACACUAAAUGUAAAGGUGAUUUGGAAUGGACAAUAGAAUUUAUUUUGGAGAAUCAAGGGGAAGUUACUGUUUUAAUUGAAGAAAGUGAUGACAUGGUCACACAAAUGGAUGAGGUGACAUAUGAUACUGAUAGUGAUGGAUCAAAUUCUAAACAAAAAGAAGUUUCAUGUAAUAAAGAAAAAAAAAUUAAAUGGAACCACAAGGAAUCAGUGGAAAAUAUCGACCUUAAAAAAGAAAUUGAAAGUAAAAUUGAUAUAAAUGAAGAACACUACUCAAAACAUUUACUUAGAAUUAAACAAUACAGGUUUGGUAACCUUAAUGAUAAUUUAACAUCUUCACCUAGCAAAUCUGUAGAUGAAUCAAAAGCUUCUACUUCUAGACAUAAUUGUGUAAUAGAUGAAUCAGUUGUUAUUAUUGAUUCUGAUACAGAAUUUGAUGAAUUCGAUGUUGAUGAAUGUUCCGAUAAGUCAGAACAACCAGAAGAAAUGGUAGAAUUAAAUCUUGGAGAUAAUUUUGUAUCCCAAUUAGAAACAAAAUUUGGGGAUCCCAAUACGACAUACCCAAAAGGAUUUCAACCUGUAGUGCAAGUACCUGUGACUUUAGCACGCCAACUUUAUACUUUUUACAUUGAAUCGAUUUGCCAGCAGAUGGAAAAUCAAAAACAGAUUUUAGAGUCUCUUAUUAAAGAAGAUGAAGAAUUUGCUAGAAAAUUGCAGGCUAAAGAAGAAGAGAAAGUCAUAGAAGUCAAACCUGCUCCAAACUUUAAAGAAAUUAUUGAUGAACAGGUAGCACAAAAUGUUUAUCAGAGGGAAGUAGACAAGUGGAAGGAAUUAAAUCCUGAUAAUUUAGCUGCGAGAUUAACAAGGCAAAAAUUGUGUAAUGUUUUUCCUACUAUCGAUAAAGAUACAUUAAUAGAAAUCUUAUAUGCCCACGAAAAUAAGUACCAGGAUACAGUAGAAACAUUACUAGCUUCAACUGGGACUGAAAAUAUUAGAGGAAAUAUUGAUAUGAUAAAAGAGCCACCACUGAGAGAUGAAAUUAUACAGGAAAUGAAAGAAGCACAAAAGUCAAGUGCUAGUGAG